CCCACCACACAGAACCAGUUAUACAAACUCUGAGUUUUGAUUGGACGAGUGAUGUUGUCCCCCUCCAAAAUAAGAGGUCAAUGCCAGCUGUUCGAUCUGACUGAGAUCAACGGCUGAGAUAUUUCGCCGCGCCUCCUUACUCACGAAGCAAUGAAGAAACAUCCCGGAAGACCCCCACCCCCAAAUUCUCCAUAAAAACUGCCCCAAAAAAGAGAUUCCGUAGCGUAGAUUAUUUUUCAUUUUUAUUUUUAUUUUUAUUUUUAUUUUCUUUUUUCGUUUAUUUUGUUCUUCACUAGGCUGCUGUUUAUCUUCAAUUGGAGCGGGAAUGUUUGAUCAUGAGUUUGUGGAAAGUGAAUUCAUCGAUUGGGGCCAGUUGUUAGAAAAUAUACCCGACAACCCUAAUUUCGAUUUCUGCGAUCCGCCCCCCGCCGAUUUGUUCUCGAACUCCCCCGAUUCGGGGGCUUCUUUGUCCGUCGAUGACAUUGAGCAGUAUCUUAUGAACGAUGAUUCUCAUCCGGAUGAGAAAUACGAGGAUAAUUUAGUUGAUGAGUUUUUAUCCGACGUACUUCUAGAUUCUUCGCCCGGAUCCGGUUCAGACCGGUCUAAGGAUUCUUCCACCAGCCCUAACUCGGUGGAGGUUGGGACGGACCGAGAGGAGAAAGAAGAGGAGGGUGACAAGUCCGAUCAUAGUGGUGCUGAUGUUCCGCAGACGAAGGAGAACGGCGUGAUUGAUGCUGUAGAUGAUGAAGAUGAUGAAGAUGAUGAAGAUGAUGAUCCCUCUGAAAGAAAACGGAAAAGGCAAAUAAGGAAUAGGGAUGCAGCUGUGAGAUCUCGAGAAAGGAAGAAGAUGUACGUAAAGGAUCUUGAGAUGAAAAGCAAGUAUUAUGAAGCUGAAUGCAGGAGGCUGGGGAAUUUUCUCCAGUGCUGUCUUGCUGAGAAUCAAGCGUUACGACUUUCGUUGCACACUAAUAAGGCAUUUGAUGCAUCCAUGUCCAAGCAGGAGUCUGCUGUGCUCUUGUUGGAAUCCCUGCUGUUGGGUUCCCUGCUUGGGUUCCUGGGCAUCAUAUACCUGUUAACUCUGCCAAGCCAGCUCCUGUCAAUUCUGGAAAAGGCUCUUCUGCCAAACGUGGGCAGCGCAGAGUGGGAAAACGUGACUCCAAGAAAGGAGGCAAGUAAAGUUUUCAGAGUUCAAUUCCAUUCAUUUAUGAUGACGAAGAGAUGCAAAGCUUCAAGAUCAAGAAUGAAGUUAAGCCCGGUGGUCCUGUGACUUUUCGGACAAGUCUUGUUUUGUCAGUCGGUUUUUAGUAGUUGGUUCACUACGGUCUCUCCCGGUAUAAACUAGAAGGAAUAACUUUAGUGUGGUAGAUAGUAGUUAAUUUCUUUUUUCUUUUCUUUUUUCCAUUUUCAUGGUGGGGAGUUUGAGACUUAGGGGUGUUCACUUGGUUCUUGAUUGCUUGUGCCUGUUUUGUUUAAUAUAACUAUUUUACUUAUCAUGAUAUUAGACUCUUUAGAUUAAAAAAAUGGAGGUCUGUGAUAUGUAAGAGUUGUGCAAUAUUUCAUCCAAUUUCCCCUUUUUUUUUUA
Messenger RNA from Erythranthe guttata (spotted monkey flower), 1582 nucleotides. It is a transcript of the gene BZIP60, whose product is annotated as basic region/leucine zipper motif 60. Gene Ontology annotation, molecular function: DNA-binding transcription factor activity. The record is from RefSeq and is a predicted model, not a curated record. Gene Ontology annotation, biological process: regulation of DNA-templated transcription. NCBI's taxonomy places the organism in Eukaryota, Viridiplantae, Streptophyta, Magnoliopsida, Lamiales, Phrymaceae.